Miscanthus lutarioriparius is the source of this 516-nucleotide messenger RNA. The record is from the annotation of a GenBank genome assembly. NCBI's taxonomy places the organism in Eukaryota, Viridiplantae, Streptophyta, Magnoliopsida, Poales, Poaceae.
AUGGUGAAGUACUCGAGGGAGCCGACCAACCCCACCAAGUCCACCAAGGCCAUGGGCCGUGACCUCCGUGUUCACUUCAAGAACACCCGUGAAACAGCUUUUGCCCUCAGGAAGUUGUCACUCACCAAGGCCAAGAGGUACCUUGAGGAUGUGAUUGCCCACAAGCAGGCCAUCCCGUUCCGCAGGUAUUGUGGUGGUGUUGGGCGUACUGCUCAGGCUAAGUCUCGCCACUCAAAUGGGCAGGGACGCUGGCCUGUCAAGUCUGCUAGAUUCAUUCUAGACCUUCUCAAGAAUGCAGAGAGCAAUGCUGAGGUAAAAGGUCUUGAUGUGGAUACCCUCUAUGUGUCGCACAUUCAAGUGAACCAGGCUCAGAAGCAGCGGCGCAGGACCUACCGCGCUCAUGGACGCAUCAACCCUUACAUGUCCUCCCCGUGCCACAUCGAGCUCAUCUUGUCGGAGAAGGAAGAGCCCGUGAAGAAAGAGGCUGAGUCCCAGAUCGCAACCAGGAAGGCUUAG